AACCAAUGUUGUCAACCAAUAAAAAAAUAGCAAAUGGACAUCUAAUAUAAAUGCAAUUGUUAUAAAUUUAAUUGCAAACAAAAAUUAUCCAAGGAAGCUGCACUCUCAAAUAGUAGUUUUUUACAAGGCAGGAAUUGACAAUGAGUCGAAUGCAUAAUAUAACCUAAUCUUUGAUGUUUCUGACAUCUAUUAUAGCUUUAUAAUUUAUUUUGAAAAAGUUUAACAGACCAAAAUGGAUACCUUGGCGUUUGGAACUCAACGAUUAGUACAUUUAGACUUAAAAGGUGCACCUCCCAAAAUAAGUUAUUUGGAAAAGUUCCUUCCGUUUAUUAAAGAAAUCGGUGCUACAGGAAUUCUUUUAGAAUGGGAGGACACUUUUCCCUUUACUCGAGAAUUGCUUCCUAUUGGUGGUCUGUCACACAGUGCUCAAGCCAGUGGGGCACCUUACACAUUGGAAGAAGCAAAACAUUUACUAGAAUUAGCUGCUGACUGUGACCUAAGAGUGAUUCCAUUAUUACAAACAUUUGGGCAUUUAGAGUAUGUUUUAAAACAUGAACAGUGGCGUGGUUUAAGAGAAGUUGAAUCAUAUCCAAGUUCAAUUUGUCCCAGUAAUGGUGAGACAAUGCCAUUAAUACGAAGCAUGAUUAAACAAAUUGUUGCUUUCCAUAACAACAUUCAAUAUUUGCAUAUUGGAGCUGACGAGGUGUGGCAUUUAGGAUUAUGUUCUGUUUGUGCAAAAAGAGCUCAAACAAAUAAACAUGGGAAAUCUGGAUUAUACUUGGAGCAUGUAGUAGAUGUGGUGCAAUAUAUUAAGGACAACUACCCUAAUUUAAAAGUUAUCAUCUGGGACGAUAUGCUUAGAAACAUCGAUCUCAAUGUUUUACAAGACUACUACAUAGGAAAUCUUGUUGAACCAAUGGUAUGGCAUUAUAACGCUUCUGACACGUUUCAUUUGGGAGGCGAAUUAUGGGAAAAGUAUAGUAACAUAUUCAGUAACAUCUGGGCCGCUAGUGCUUUUAAGGGGGCAACAAGUAGCUGUCAAAUUCUCCCGAUAAAUAAACAUCAUGUCAGCAAUCACGAUGCUUGGUUGUCUGAGAUAUCAAAUCAUGGAAGUAAAAUUGUUAAUUUCAGGGGGCUUGCAUUCACUGGGUGGUCAAGGUUUGACCACUAUGCCACUCUGUGCGAGCUGUUGCCAUGUUCUAUUCCGUCCCUCUGUUUAUGUCUAAAGACUUGGUUGAAUGGCGGUUUUAACACAAACAUUCACAGUUCUGUAGAAAAAAUGUUAGGGUACACAGACAUUCCUUUACAUAUGGAUGUCCCUAUUCGUCCUUGUCCUGUUGCUCCCGGUUUGAAUUUUCCAGGGUGGGAAAUAUUUCUUGGUUUUGAAUGGUUUGCUAACAUUCGAGCAAAGUACAAAAACGCAAUCGAUAGUGACCAAGUAAAUACUUGGUUCAAUCAAUGGCAAGUAUUAAAUAAUUACACGAAUCCUAUGCAGCUUGAAAGUAUUCUGCCAGUAUUAACUGACUUACAUAUUGAAAUAACGUCCUUAGAGAACUAUAUGAAGGACCAUUUGGAACAGUAUUUCUUCACUCACACAAUAGAAGAAUUGGUUGGAACAUUAAUUAUACCAAUGAAGCAACACCUUCGACAACUAAAGUGUGAAUGUGAAACACAGUUAUCCAUAGGCUGUAGAAUUAGAGGUCAUAAGAGAUUCAACUUGUAAAAACUAUUAGUGGCCACAUUUAAUUGUCCUAUAUAAUUAUUGUGAUAUUACAAUUUAUUUUUUUAUAAAAAAUCAGAAAUAAAAAUGAUAAAUAAAUAGCACUUUUCUAA
Agrilus planipennis (emerald ash borer) is the source of this 1833-nucleotide messenger RNA. RefSeq names its product hexosaminidase D. Gene Ontology annotation, molecular function: hexosaminidase activity. The transcript is spliced from 11 exons. NCBI's taxonomy places the organism in Eukaryota, Metazoa, Arthropoda, Insecta, Coleoptera, Buprestidae. Gene Ontology annotation, biological process: carbohydrate metabolic process. The record is from RefSeq and is a predicted model, not a curated record. The coding region runs from base 233 to 1723 and encodes 496 amino acids.